CGCCGCCGCCGCCGCUUCGCCUGCCGGCCUGAGAGCGGGACCAUGGAUGAAAGGUUCAACAAGUGGCUGCUGACGCCGGUGCUCACUCUCCUCUUCGUGGUCAUCAUGUACCAGUACGUGUCCCCCUCCUGCACCAGUUCCUGCACCAACUUCGGGGAGCAGCCCCGCGCCGGCGAGGCCCGCCCGCCUGCCGCCCCGAGUCCCGCCCGCCGGGCGCAGCCGCCGCCGGAGGAGUGGGAGAGGCGGCCCCAGCUGCCCCCGCCGCCCCGGGGACCUCCCGAAGGACCUCGGGGGGCUGCGGCGCCGGAGGACGAGGACGAGGAGCCGGCGGACCCGGAGGAGGAGGAGGAGGAGGAGGAGGAAGAGGAGCCGGACCCCGAGGCCCCCGAGAACGGCUCGCUGCCCCGCUUCGUGCCGCGCUUCAACUUCACCCUGAAGGACCUGACCCGCUUCGUGGACUUCAACAUCAAAGGGCGCGACGUGAUCGUGUUCUUGCACAUCCAGAAGACCGGGGGCACCACGUUCGGCCGGCACCUGGUCAAGAACAUCCGGCUGGAGCAGCCGUGCAGCUGCAAAGCCGGACAGAAGAAGUGCACCUGCCACCGGCCCGGCAAGAAGGAGACCUGGCUCUUCUCGCGCUUCUCCACCGGCUGGAGCUGCGGGCUGCACGCCGACUGGACGGAGCUUACCAACUGCGUGCCGGCCAUCAUGGAGAAGAAAGACUGCCCUCGCAACCACAGCCACACCAGGAAUUUCUACUACAUCACAAUGUUGCGGGAUCCAGUGUCUCGCUACCUGAGUGAGUGGAAACAUGUCCAACGAGGGGCCACAUGGAAAACUUCUCUCCAUAUGUGUGAUGGAAGAAGCCCCACCCCUGAUGAGCUGCCUACCUGCUACCCUGGGGACGACUGGUCUGGGGUUAGCUUGCGGGAGUUUAUGGAUUGCAGCUACAACCUGGCUAACAACCGCCAAGUGAGAAUGCUGGCAGACCUCAGCCUGGUGGGCUGCUACAACUUGACUUUCAUGAAUGAGAGUGAAAGAAACACCAUCCUGUUGCAAAGUGCAAAGAACAACCUGAAGAACAUGGCCUUCUUUGGGCUCACUGAAUUCCAGAGGAAGACACAGUUUCUCUUUGAGAGGACAUUCAAUCUCAAGUUCAUCUCCCCCUUCACACAGUUCAAUAUCACACGGGCUUCCAAUGUGGAAAUCAAUGAGGGUGCCCGCCAACAUAUUGAGGAGCUAAACUUCCUGGACAUGCAGCUUUACGAGUAUGCAAAAGAUCUCUUCCAGCAACGCUACCAUCACACCAAGCAGCUAGUGCACCAGAGAGACCGCCAAAAGAGGCGGGAGGAACGGAGGCUGCAGAGAGAGCACAGGGCCCACCGUUGGCCAAAAGAGGAUGUGGCCACAGAGAGGACUGUCACGGAGGACUACAACAGCCAGGUGGUGAGAUGGUGACCCCCUGCCUGCUCCUCUCUUGGUAGGGGAAGGAUGAGCAGGUGCAUUGACUUUUAUUGAAUUAGUUGAAGAUGUCAGGUUAUUCUGAGAACUUCUGGCUGUAGGUGACUUGAAUUGGACGUGCACUUCCUCUGUCUUCAUUUUUAUCCAGCUGGAGAUUAACCACCUUGUUCUUUUAUUUCGCACAUUAUUCUAUCCAUGCUGUUAAACAGGAGAGGAAUGUGUCCAACAUAGACCACUUUAGGAGGUCAAGAGGAGAAGCAGCCAAAAGAAAACAGUCGCUGCAACCUUUGCAGCAGCAUAGGUUAUAGUUCUGGUGCCUAGAAUCCACAGAGGCACACAUGAAAAGCCAAACUGUGGCUUGGAUGUUCCGCUGAAUCCAGUCUGUUUCGUACUGUCUCUGCUGUGGAAAUAUUGGUCUGUUUCAUUAGACAGAAAAGGACCUUUUAGCCCUUAGAUGAGGUUUUCUGGCAACGCUUCAUUGACUGUGGGCUCUCAUCUUUGAACUCUAUUUGGAUGUGUUUAAAUCAUAAGUAGAGUGAUGUGUUUUGUUGUUGCAGAUGCUUUUAAACAAAAUUACCCUACUGUUGACCAUCGCCGGAGACCCACAUCCAGCAAAACCCAAACACCCUAGUGCUAAGCCAUGCUUCCUCUCCAUCGUUUAGGGAACAGGGAGUGGAUAUAGGACAGGGAUGAUUGCAAUUCCUGCAAACUGAACAUUGGUGAGGUGUUUCCAAUAACUUGCUUAUUUAUUAAUGUGUAAGCUGAUCACAGCUUACCAGUUUCAAUCUUCAAUGUGAGCAAUGAAUGGUAAAUUAAGAGAAGAAAACAAAGCAGGAGGAGAACUAUAUGGUUUACAUUUCCAAGCCAGCUACAGAACCCUUGUUUUUAUAGAAAUAUUUGAGUUUAACCCCUUUGGAGCAGUCAUUGUCUUUGAUAUGGUACUGCCAGGUUUGAAAUUCUGCUAACACAAAGGAAAAUAAUUUAUAAAGAACUUGACCUGGAUUAGGAGCAUAACUAGCAUGUAUGCAAAAUGUAUUUGAGGUCCCUAAAUGAGUAAUAGCUCUGAGUUAGGCUAGGAGACAUGGAACCCCAUUAAUAGGACACCUGUCCUAGGAAUUUAGAUGUCUUUUCUACCCCUCACGGCACACACUCCUGAAUAUCUCUAGCAUGGUAACUUAUUUUCUUCCCAUAUGAUCUUUACCUGUUACUAGACUAUGGAUCCAGCCAGCAAAUCAGGUCUAGAGUGCAUAAAACUGGACCAAAACAUGUGCUGCAUUGCCAAGUGAUCCUUAUUUUUGCCUUUACUCAAUGAUAAUGGAAAGAAGUCUUUUUGAAAAACAAGGGGAGUGUGAAGGAAGAGAGAAAGCCUUCGCCUAGCAUUCAGUGGGAGGAUCAGAGUGGAUAGGAAGUUACACAACAGAUUGAUCUGAUCAAUCCCUUCAAGGAGCUGAAGGCAAAAUGAGUGAAACCCCUAAAUCAGAUUGAAAAGCCUAUUUCAUUGAUAUCCAACAUGUUUGAUGUUUAAGCCAGCUUUGCUUAAGCCACUUCUCAGCCUCCAGAAUACUCUCUCUGGGGUUGAGAGUCAAUCAACCCACAGGUGUUUGUAGAGCCGCCUACACGAAUAGAGAGGAGUUUGGCAUCUCCAUCAAAUGGAGAUCUGGAGAAAUGGCUCACACGUUUCUCUCACCCCACCUUGGCUUCAUCUGUGGUGCAAGGGAUGGCCCUCUGUGCCAAGACUGAGAGAAGACUCUUUCCAUACCUUCAAAAAUUUCGUAGAUGAGAAAAGAGAAGCCCAUAGAUGCUAAGUAGCAACCUUACCGGUUGGCAACUAGGUCUAGCUAAUUGCAAAGUGCAGCUCUUUUUACUCCGUCAUCCCAUACAUCUGAGACAAGAGCUCAUGCCACCAAACAUGCAAGAAGCCAGAUGCUGUUGCAAGAACUGAUUGCCUUUAACUGCAGUUUGUGGUGCAGCUGUGACAGCACCAAGCUUAUAAGGAACCAGAGCCAUGCUGCCUUGGGUGAGUCCAACGCCCUCCACAUCACUGGUCCAUCAAGGAAUAGAGAGAUAGAUGACAGUUUAGGCAACCAGACUUUUUUGAGUCACUUAAAAAUGGACAAAUGAACACCGCUUAUUCAUUCGUGUCUCCCUUCCCUGUGCUUUGUUCCUAAGGUAGAGAGUGAAGGAAGAUUGCAGCUGGUAAUAAUGAGCAGCUCGCUCGCUCUCGCUCUCUCUCUCCAUCUCCAUCUCCAUCUCCAUCUCCAUCUCUAUCUUUAUAGUUCAAUGUUAAGAUCUAAUAAUGUUCUGCUUAGAAUAGCAGGACUGCAAAUUACCCUUCUGCCUGCCACUGUGACACAUACACAUGCAUGCGGGCGCACACACACACACACAAUGAUGAUGCAGUGUUUUGUCAUGUGGAAAAUAAAAACAACUUAGCAUUCAGAUUGUUCCCUUUAAACUCACUUUAAAUUUUUGGCAGAGAAUUCCUGCAUAGCUGAGACUUGGAGGUAGCCCCUGCUGACUUCACACUGUUCCUUAGGCGCCUCAGGAUUUAUCUCAAAAGGCUUUCCACUGCCUUGCCAUGAUGUAUGGUGCUCCACCUGAGACAAGAUAUCAGGAUGUUCAGAAGAGAAACCAUCUCUUUGUUGGCCCAAGGCCAGGGAUGAGCAAAUUAAAAAAGACCGACAUGGGCUUCCUCCCUCAUAUCAUUUCAUUCUAAAGCAGCACACUUUUACAUCCCUGAGGUCCUAUGUUGAUAGAAAUAGAGAGGUAGGGAUACAGUGUGUUCUCUGAAAAUUGACUGCACACCUACAUGCUGAGUGAAGCUCAGGGAAGGAUGCCAGCGGAAGGCAGCUGGGCCUAAGUAUAUGUGGGCAAUUCAGCUGUCUCAAGACUGCAAAACAAAUCAACUACAGACACAUCAGUGUCCACAGUGCAAGAAGAGAGCCCCUUCCUGCUCCCCAGCCUCAAAUUCCCCAGGGAAUGCAUAGGCUUCCACUCCCAAGGUUGCUCAUAGACAUCCUUUUCUUUGUCUUGGCAAUAACUACACCAAUAACCAGACUGGGGUAGAUGUCCUUCGGAAUAUGGGCAUGUACAUGUGCUUUUAAAUUUUAUUAAGAAUUAAGGUACACAUUGUUCAUUUUGCCUUCAACUUUUUGGCCACCUACUCUUGGUAACUGGAGAAAACUGCCAUAAGUAUUACUUUAAUACUCAUUAAUAAUUGAUAGCACUACUAAUCAAUGUUAGAUGAUAGCUUGUGAUAUCAUGUGUUAUUUAAAAAUGAUAAAGAAAUGUUAUCAUUCCAAGGAGGUAACUUUAAAUAGUUUAAAGAAACUUUGAAAUAUGAGAAUCCAUUUGGUUAUGCCCUCAAAGUAAUUUCUCAAGAGUUUGAGUAGACAUGCUGUUCUAAUACUGGGAAGAAGGUCUAUAAAAUAGAACUGGCAAGGAAGUAAGAAUGUAUUAUUGAACAGCGUGUGUAUAUUGGACAGAGUUGUUAUUUGUCUAUCUUAGCCAAGAAAUUCAAAACAAUAGUAAAAUCAAACAAAAUUAAAACAAUUUCUCUCUCACUUAAAGAUAGACUACUUUGAUAGCUUUGAUGUAUGACAUCACCAGAAGCCCAGGUGUUCUCUGGUUGCUCUUUUGUCAUAAUGUGCAGCAUUCAUCUCAUGAUCCAAGAUGGCUGCUGUGGCUCCUGCCACCUCAUUUACAUUUGAGACCGUAGAAGGGAAGUGGAUGGAAACUGCAUAUAUUGCAUCUAGUCACAUCUCAUGGAGCAGAACCUAGACAUUAGCCACAUCUACAAAGACUAGGAAAUGUCUUUAUUAUGGGUUGCCAUGUGCCUUGACAAAUGUGGGAGUUCUAUUAAAGAAACAAUGUAAAAAUUAAUACUGACAAAACUUUCAGUGUCUGACAUAAAAGGGAAUUGAAAAAUAUUUCAGAUGCUUCUCAACGUCAUUUAUUUCAUCACAUGUUUUGCAAAGGAUAAGAUUAAAUUUCACCACUUUGUAUAGCAUGCAACGCUUUUCAAAACAUUUUUACAUUUAUUAUCUCAUUUGAGUCUUCAUUAUAUUCUUGUGUGUUAAAUAGGAUCUCGAUUCAUUUUCCCAUUUGAUAAGUUGGAAUGGAGAUUCAAUGGUGUUGAAAGAUUUCCCAAAGAUUCUAAUUUAUUAGCAAAGCUACUCAGAGCCCCAGCCUUUUGAUUUAUAGACAUUCCUACUGCUUUAUGCUGCUCAGCUUCAGUUUUGGAUUGGGAAUUGCAAGAAUAUCAAAACUAAACCUUCAUUGAUUUAUGUCUUCCCUUACCUUUUUUUGGAAGUGCAGUGACUUAGAAAAUGCCAUGGAGACGCGUUGAGUUGACUUUCAACUUCCUUCCUCAAAGAAGGGGCAUUCUUAUUAUGAAUAAAGGGUCCAAGAGGUGGGGAGUGUUGCAGUGGGGGUGAGAAUCACUGGACCUCAGGGAAGACAUUCAGACAAACUAGUUGGAUGUGUGCCAUAUCCAACUCCAGAACUAUGCAAGAUGACGGCUGAAGAGCUGUGCUUACAAUCCUUGGGGAAGCUCAGUGUUAGAAAUAUUCAAAACUUGUAGCCGCCUGUUAGUGAAGCUUAAGGGGCGAUCAAUAGAACCCAUACAAAAAAAAAAAAAAAAAAAACUCUUUCUCUACUUCUUCAUUUUAUCAGCAAGGGAUUGCUUUAGUUUUGAAGGUUUUAUUUGGUAUUGAAUGAGUUCCUUUUGCUUAUUUGCUGGAGAGAAGAAAUGCUUUAACUUGUCAUAAGCUAACACCUUCACAUGGAGAGUUUAUCUGAUUCCUUUCCCACCCACCAUGACCUCUGGCUGAGAUGAAAGUCCUAUAUAAUGGGAUCAUCAGAGGUGGAGGGGUUGGGUGACUAUGGCUGACUACAGAAAUAGUGGGACUCCUGAAAGGGAGGCAGAUAUUUCAAAAGCUGAAAGAUGAGGAGUUAAAUACGUGCAAGGCAAUAUUGGAAAACUUUUUAAAAAUGACUAAAAAUGACUAGGAUAUAGUUUCUGUCCUCAAAAACAAAAGAAAGCUGGAAACAGGUAAACUGUAAUUAUUUUAGGAACUUAAAAGAAACAAAAACCGAAUGAAGCUCCUGAAAGAUCAGAGCAUGGGAUGGUUUUAUGGAAUGAAGGUUGAUUGUACUGGAGGAACUGAAACACGGAAAGUUGGGUUGGACUUAAGAAAAAAGAGCGUGAUCUGAUCACAGGUGUGACUCUGAGGUUUCCUUUUCCAUAGCUGUUGUGCCUCCAUUGGUCUCUGGAACUGCAACCAAAGUCUUCAGGCUGGAUAUCAGGGCUGGCUGAGCCUAUGCUUCUAACUAUGUUGUGCCAUCUUUUCCAAGGCACUUGUGGCUUCCCUUCCUCCAUCUCUACUGGACAUUGGUCAAUACCUACUAUUCUCUCACCUCUUUCACCAGGGCACAUCUCAAAACAUUCCCUGAAACUUGGAGUUAGUGCUUCUGGGAAAGUGGGUGGGAUCUGAGACCUGUGUGUUUUGUAGCCUAGUGGAUGGAAUGCACAUGGACCCAUCUUCACAGUGCAUUGACAGAAUUCACCUGCCUUUGCAGAGGCGCUGAGACGCCCAAAGGAGAAACCUGGGAACCUAUGUUGUUAACACCAGCAACACCGGCAAGGCAAAAGCCUCUGAACUUCCAGGCAAGGACUCGAGGUAACCGAACAGAUCUCCAGAUCGGACGCUGCAGAUCCACAGAGGGUUCCUGAGGCUCUGUUCUAAGUGGUCUGUGGAAAAGACUGCAACUGUCCUCCUGUGGCAUGUGCUGCUGUGCUGUGGGAACCCAUCAAUGGACCAGAUGUCUGUGCUUAAAAAACCCUUCCCUUCUUGCCGGGGAAAACAGGUGUUCUGAGAAGCGGGAGUUGUGUGUGAUUUAAUCAGUGUCACAUUUGUCUCUCACCUCCUUGUCACUUUUUUGGUGUCGAUUCUGUGGUCAUCCAUUCUUUACCUUCUUUUCUCCCUCCAGAAGCCCUUCCUGGGAUUUUCUUGCAUUAUUUUUUCUUUUAUUUUUAUCAACAAUGUUGGGAAGAAAAAUUUGGAUCUUUAUCUGGUGCCCCAUUUUAGAUGUAAAGAUAGAUAUUCAAUAGAUAGUAAAUUAUUUCUCCUAAGAGGUAUUUCCUUUUGUUUCUGUGCAAUAAUAUGUAUGAACUUGGUUACUAGGAGAUUGUAUUGUGACAUGAUCAAUCUUUAUUGCUAUUUAAAAUGAUAGUUUGUAGAACUGAGGAUUUCCAUUGGUGUGAAGCACAAUUUAAUGAAUAAGUUAACAUAUUAAACU
Messenger RNA from Lepus europaeus (European hare), 7761 nucleotides. It is a transcript of the gene HS6ST3, whose product is annotated as heparan sulfate 6-O-sulfotransferase 3. Gene Ontology annotation, molecular function: heparan sulfate 6-sulfotransferase activity. The transcript has 2 exons. Lineage: Eukaryota; Metazoa; Chordata; Mammalia; Lagomorpha; Leporidae. Gene Ontology annotation, cellular component: membrane. The record is from RefSeq and is a predicted model, not a curated record. Bases 43 to 1458 code for a protein of 471 amino acids.